AUGUGUUUUGGUUAUUUUGAUUUCUACUGUUUAUAUGAAAUAUUUUAUUGUUUAAAUCAACGUUUUAAGCAAUUAAUUCAAUAUCAGACAAAAAUUCACAUUGAUUUAUCUUCAAUUCCAUCUAAAAAUUUUUUAACAUUUUGUUUUCAAUUAAAUCAAUUAAUAACAACUAGUCAAAACUAUCCUUUAUCGAUUGUAGCUCAUGAUCAACACAAACUUAAUUUAAUAUUAGAAGAUGAUUUAUUUCAAGAGACAUUUUCUAAAUUAAAAUCAUUAACAUUGUCAAACAUAGAUGCUAAAACUAUAUAUUCUAUAAUAUUUGAUAAACCAGCAAAGUUAUAUCAAAGCUUAGAACGAUUAAGUUUCCUAGAUAAAAUCAAGAGAGAAAAUGAAGGAAGCGAUGACAUAAAACGUAAGAAUACCAAUGCUCAAUUACCUCUAAGACACAAACUCGACUUUGUGUAUUUAGGCUUAUGUAGCAGUUUGAUAUCAUCAAAAAUGAAAUCAUUAAAAUAUUUGAAGUUAAAUUUUAUACCAUAUUGGACUGGAUGUGAAUGUGAUUGGUACACACGUUCAGAUUACGUUUAUUUAGAAUUUAUUGAAUUAGCAGAAAGAGAAAAAUCAUUAAGUCAUUUAGAAACACUUAUUAUUGGAGGUAAGGUAUUUUAA
Messenger RNA from Rotaria sp. Silwood2, 669 nucleotides. NCBI's taxonomy places the organism in Eukaryota, Metazoa, Rotifera, Eurotatoria, Philodinida, Philodinidae. The record is from the annotation of a GenBank genome assembly.